Aspergillus homomorphus CBS 101889 is the source of this 1259-nucleotide messenger RNA. Its product is annotated as peptide alpha-N-acetyltransferase MAK3. The record is from RefSeq and is a predicted model, not a curated record. Bases 177 to 929 code for a protein of 250 amino acids. Gene Ontology annotation, biological process: N-terminal peptidyl-methionine acetylation. Lineage: Eukaryota; Fungi; Ascomycota; Eurotiomycetes; Eurotiales; Aspergillaceae. The transcript has 2 exons. Gene Ontology annotation, molecular function: protein-N-terminal amino-acid acetyltransferase activity. Gene Ontology annotation, cellular component: NatC complex.
UCCCGAUUGCUUUUCGGCUGGCUCUUUUGCAAUCUCAUUUCUCCUUCUCCUCUAAAGGAAACACAUUCAAUCAAUUACACACACACAAUCACACAGUAUCUCAUUCUGGCAGGGAAAUCCUGACGCAUAUUCCAACCUCCGAUCAAUUCAAUGCCACCCCAUCAUCCACCGCUCCAAUGAACCCCAAUCCUCCACCCCCCGCAUCCUCCUCCACCACAACGACAACACCACCAACAACAACAAGCACCACCACCCCAAACCUAACAAAUACCCCCCUCCGCUACGUCCGCUACGAUGGCGCCCGCGAAGACGAAUACGUCCCCGCGAUGCGGCAACUAAUCUCGAAAGACCUGUCGGAGCCCUACAGCAUCUACGUGUACCGAUACUUCCUAUACCAAUGGGGGGAGCUGUGCUUCAUGGCGAUGGACGAUGACCACACGUCCCCAGAAGAAGCUACCCCGCGCAUGGUCGGUGUCGUGGUCUCGAAGCUGGAGCCCCACCGCGGCGGGCCUCUGCGCGGGUACAUCGCCAUGCUGGCCGUGAAGGAGGAGUACCGGGGCCGCGGCAUCGCGACCAAGCUUGCGCGGAUGGCGAUCGAUGCGAUGAUUGAGCGGGAUGCGGAUGAGAUCGUCCUCGAAACCGAAAUCACGAAUACAGCAGCCAUAAAACUCUAUGAACGGCUGGGGUUCCUGCGCAGCAAGCGGCUACAUCGGUACUAUCUGAACGGCAACUCCGCCUAUCGGCUCGUGCUAUACCUCAAGGAAGGCGUGGGAUCGAUGCGCACCGCCGGGGCGCUGGAUCCUUAUUACGCUGCCGGUGUUGCGCCCCUUCCAUCCGGCGGCGAUCCUUACGGUGUGGCGGAGAUGACGGGCGCGCUGGCGGCGCCGGAACCGGCCUUGCUACAUGAGAAUGGUAGUGGAGGGUGGUGACGCGAAUCCGAAAAGGAAAUAGAAAGAAUACAGAUGGGGAUGGAAGAAGCGGCCAUCAGUUGAGGUGGUAGGGAAGGAUCUCUUGUCCCCUCGCUUUCCUUUUGGAAACCUCCAUAUUGGACAUAUUAGAACGACCUACCUUUCUAUUUCCCCAUGACUGACUAAUGAUUAUUUGUAUGUAUGUGAUGAAUGAGUGAUGUGCUUUGCUUGAAUAUCGGUUGUUAAUGGGCGGUAGAGAGGGAAGAGGGGCCUACAGCAAUCUUGCAGCAUCAGUGGGAUCUGGAUUGCGCUUUGUUAUUAGAUCUGAUCUUCAUUUCAAUAUGACUACCC